Messenger RNA from Protopolystoma xenopodis, 261 nucleotides. The record is from the annotation of a GenBank genome assembly. Lineage: Eukaryota; Metazoa; Platyhelminthes; Monogenea; Polystomatidea; Polystomatidae.
AUGGAAUCUCUAUAUACUGAAGAUUCUGUUUACUCGCAAUUGUUAGGACAAGAUUCUUUGCUGGCACAACAUCCUGUCCUACAGGACUAUACCGUCGACCAGGAACUGGAAGAUGAAGAUGAGGAAGAACUUGAUGAGGCAGAAGAGCAAAUUUUAGAUGUUCCACAUGAAAGCUCUCCUCAGCUGUCAAAUCGGCAGUCUGGAAACUCAAUUUACCGUGGGCAUUCGAAUAGUCGGCGCCACCGGGGCUCGCGGAUUGGA